UAACUCUUGCCAUCUCUCUCCUAUUCUCCCCCCUGCUAUCUCUCCCACGUAUAGUCCAUUGUCAACAAAGAGAAGGAGCCGGGCUUCGGGAAGAAGGGAUGACUUCGGCACCGUGCUCUUUGAUGUGUCACACGUAAUUCGGCCCUUGGUUGAGCCGGCGAUGUACGAGAAGUUAACCAUGCUGAAUCUGCAAAGCAGCUCAAACUGGAAUGGGCCCAGUGACUGGUACCAUCAGCAAAACCCUGUACCUGCCCAGCACAGCACAGUGUCGGAGGGCUGCCUGGUGGAGGCGGACGCGGGGAUGGGGCUAACAGGAAGAGGAGGAGGAGGGCAGGUAGAGAGGGAUGAAGGUGAAGAGUCGCAGCUGCGGCUGCAGCUGAAGAGGAAACUGCAGAGGAACCGAACCAGCUUUACUCAGGAGCAGUUAGAGGCGCUGGAGAAAGAGUUUGAAAGGACACACUACCCUGAUGUCUUUGCCAGAGAGCGGCUAGCUAACAAAAUUGACCUCCCAGAAGCGCGGAUACAAGUGUGGUUCUCCAACCGAAGAGCCAAGUGGAGGCGAGAGGAGAAGCUGAGGAACCAGAGGAAGUCGGGGGGUGGGACUUCCUGUGGCCAAGCACACACUCCGCUCACCACCUCCUUUAACCCAACCAUCUAUCAUCAGCAGCAUGGCAACAGUCCAGGGUCCAUGCUGGGUCACACCGAGACCACUCUUCCUAGCUACAGCUCCCUGUCUGUGUAUUCUGGAGUCCAGUCAGCCCCUCCUCAGUCCGCCCCCUCUUACUCAUGCAUGCUCCCCCCGUCCCCCUCUGCACCUCGAUCCUUUGAGGCUUCAUCGUACCCCUCGCCCCACCUUCCUCCUCCCACAGCCAGCACCAGCACAGGUUUGAUCUCUCCUGGUGUUUCAGUACCUGUCCAGGUCCCAGGAAAUGAGCAGAACAUGGGGCAGAACCUGGGGCAGUACUGGGCCCGUCUGCAGUGAGGACGAAGGGAACAAGCAGGAUGAAGUGGGGGUGUUGAACGUAGGCAUUAAAGGGGAGUGGAAGUGUAGAGAAAGUGAGAAGCCGUGGGUGAACGCUCGACUGUUUCAGUUUAUGCAAGUAUCAGCAUUUCAGAUUCUACCCUUCCAGAUUUCUUCACAACUCAGUCUGAAAUACGCGAUGUCGUGGAUGCAGUUGGAUGCAGUUGGGGUGGGCAGUGUGACGAUGUGCUACUAUCUUGAUAAGCUAUGUCACAAUGUGCUUUUCUUGGUAAACCGCUUUUCUGAGUACACUGGACACUGAACGACUGUGUGAGUCAUAAAAAAACAUUUCAACCAAUUAUAGAUGAGCCUGUAAAACAAAAUCUAUUUUUUUCUUUGUAUUCCUUCUUGAAAUUGCUUGUAUUUGCCAUCACUGAAAAAAUAACCGUGCUCAUAGAUUUUGUUGCAUUUUCAAUGGCAACCCUGUCAUAUUUGCUUCGACUUGUUUGUAAACCUCAGAAUAACACAGGGCAUCACAAGUCCUGUACUGCUGUAUUUUUGCCAUUUUGCCCACCCCUGGUUUGGAGUGCUCUGUGAGACACCCUACACGUCUAGAUAAUGUGCAGAAUAAUUUAUUAGCCUAUUCUUGUUUAAGAAGAAUUUGCACUCUUUUUGAUGUAGUGUAGCGGAGAGCGGGACACAGCCUAAAGGACAUUACACACCAAAUGCGAUGCCAAAAUCAAUUGCUGAUGAAGCAUUAAAGAACCCUUUACAUCAAUACAGGGUUCUUUGUACUAUGAAAAGAUUCCUCACACUGCUGGAGAAGGUUCUGUAGAUGGAUCUAUGUAGUAUCUUUUUGAAAAGGGUCCUAUAUAGCACCGAAAAGGUUCUGCCAUUAAAAUGUCAAGCUGGUCAUGAUAGAAGAACCCUUUUUGGUGCUUUCUAGAAUUCUUCUCAUAAUGGGGUAUUAUAUAGAACCAUUUACUGCUCAUUCUGCUGAGCUCUGUCACGAUGCAAAGAUCCAUUUAAUCACGCAAAUGGUCCUUUGAGUGCUCAUGGUUCUAUAUAGAACCGUUCCUUUGCUAAAGAACCCUUGACGAACCAUAUUUAAUGUGUACAGUCACAAGAUUAAGCUUGUUACAAUAGAAGAACCCUUUUUAGUGUUAUGUAGGACCAUUUUCAAAGUGGUGCUAUAGAACCAUAUAUAACACAAUCUAGCAAGCAAGCAAAGUUUAUUUAUGUAGUGCUUUUUACAGCAGG
This is a messenger RNA of Pygocentrus nattereri (red-bellied piranha), 2221 nucleotides long. Its product is annotated as paired box protein Pax-6-like. Gene Ontology annotation, molecular function: DNA-binding transcription factor activity, RNA polymerase II-specific; RNA polymerase II cis-regulatory region sequence-specific DNA binding. Bases 161 to 982 code for a protein of 273 amino acids. Gene Ontology annotation, biological process: anatomical structure development; regulation of transcription by RNA polymerase II. Lineage: Eukaryota; Metazoa; Chordata; Actinopteri; Characiformes; Serrasalmidae. The transcript has 8 exons. The record is from RefSeq and is a predicted model, not a curated record.